This is a messenger RNA of Plasmodium gallinaceum, 3681 nucleotides long. RefSeq names its product asparagine-rich protein, putative. The transcript has a single exon. The record is from RefSeq and is a predicted model, not a curated record. Bases 1 to 3681 code for a protein of 1226 amino acids. Lineage: Eukaryota; Apicomplexa; Aconoidasida; Haemosporida; Plasmodiidae.
AUGGAAGAAAUUAAAAAAGAAGAAGAUUCACGAAUUGAAGAAGAUUGCAUAAAAAAAGGGAAUACAGAUAUGAAAAAUGAAAAAAGAGAAUGCAAUAAUGAUGAAAAUAUAAUAAAAGAAGGAUAUAUUUACAAUUUAUUAGAUCGGUUAAAUAAUUUAAAAAAGUUAAAAGUUAAUGUAACUAGUGAUGAUGCAAAUUUAAACAACGAAAUAAGGAAAGAUGAAUGUUUACAUAACAAAAUAGAAAAAAAUGAAAAUGUAAUUCAUGGAAUGGUGAAAGAUGAAGUGUUAAAUAGUGAGAUAAGAAAAAAUAAACAUAUGAAUAAUGAAACUGAAAAAAAUGAAAAUAUAAUAUGUAAUGAAGUAAGAACGAAUGAAAACUUAUAUGAAAUGAGAGAGAAUAUAAAUUUAACAAAUGAGAUAGAAGGAAAUCAAAACAUAUAUAAUGAUAUGAGAAAAAAAAGAAAUCUACAUGAGUUAGAAAAAAUUGAAAGAUUAUUUAAAGAGAUAAGAAAACAUGAAAAUUUAUAUAAUGAAGAAGUUAAUGAAAUUUUAUUAUAUAAUGAUUUGUACAAUUUUCUUGUUGAAAAAAUAGAAUAUAUUGAUAUUGAAAAUAAAGAAAUCAAAAAAUAUUUAAAAGAAGAAAUAGAAAAAUUAAAAGAAAAUAAUAAUUUGCUAUUUGAUUUUUUAAAAAAAAGUAAAAAUGAAAAAAAUAAUAUUUUUUUAAAUAUGAAUGAUGAUAUGUUAAAUGAGUUAAAAAAUUCUUUUUAUGAAAUAUUUGAGAAAAAAUUAAGGGGAGAAUGUAAUACUGAAUGUGAAGAAAAUAUAAUGGAGAACAAAAAUGUAAGUAGAAUAUUUUCAAUUUUAUGUAAAAAGCAAGUUAUAAAUGUUUUAGAAGAGGUGUUAAAAAAUGUAUAUGCAGAUGAAAACAUUGAUGAAAAUAAAAUAAAAAGAUUAAGUAAUUUGAAUAAUUUUAUGUAUUUACUUAACACAGCAAAUAACAAAAAUAGUGGUGGGGAAAAAAUGGAAGGUAUAAAAAAUCCUUCCAUUGUUAAAAGAGAAAUUGAAGAAAUUAGUAAUGAUCAUCAUGAAAUAUCAAAUAAAACAAAUUUCAGUUCAUUAAGUAAUGGAAGUAAUAAAACAAACAAAAUUAAUAAAUUAAAUUUGAAUAAAAAAACAUCUAAUUAUUUUCGUAAAGAUAAUAAUGAAACACAAAUUAGUUUAUCAACAUGUUUAACAGAAACUUCAUUUAUGGAGAAAAAAAUAAAAGAAAAAAAUUCCAAAAAAAAAAUUCUUUAUGAAAAUAAUAAUAUUUUAACAAAUGAUAAAAAUUCAAAAAAAAUGUUUUAUGUAAAUAACAAUUCUUUUCCAAAUGAAUAUUUUAGUGAUAUGAUGGUAUAUAUUUCAUGGGUUCCCAAAAGUGCUAGAUGCCAAUAUCCACUAGAAUUACCAAAAAAUUCCGCUGAAAGAAAUAAAUUAGCUGAAUAUAUUGAAGCAAAAGAACAAAUGCUAUAUAUAUUAAAAUUAAUGGGAUAUGAAGAAAUUGAUAAUAUUUAUUUUCAUCCGCCGAAAGGAUCACAUAUAAAAAUAAAAUUUAAAACAUUAACCUGUAUGAAUAAAUUUUUAAAGGCAUAUAAAAAUACACCUGAUAAAUGGAAAGAAGAUAUGUUUAAUUUUUUUAAUAUUCCUUUAAGAAGUAGUAUAUCUGUUCGAGAUUUAAGGAUAGAAAGGGCCGUGCCGAGAUCAUCAGCAGCAGAGUUUAAGAAAAUAAAAAAAAUUAAUAAAAAUUAUCACGAUUUAUUUUUAUUCAAAGAAAAUUAUAAUUUGUGUGAUGAAAAUAUAGAAAAUAUGGACAAAAUAAAUUUUCAUUAUAAUACAUAUAAUAAAAAUAUUAUUGGACAAAAUAAAAGUGGUAGUAAUAAUAACAAAAAAAUUAAUGAAAACAAAAAAAGUUUACAAAAAACAAAGACAAGUAAUGCUAGCGAUAAUACCAAUAUUAAUAUAGGAAGCAGUGUGAAUAAUAAUAUGGAUGAUAUAGAUAGUAAUAAUAUGGUUAUAAAUAAUGACAAUAUAAAUAGUCCUUCAUUAGGUGUAAAUAACUCUCUUAAUUUUCAAAGUAAUAAUAAUACAUCAGUAAUUACAUCUAAUAAUAUAUUAAGCAAAAAUAAUAACAACAAUUUAAACAAUAAUUAUGGUGGUAGUAAGAAUAGCCCAAAUAAUAUGAAAUCAAAUAAGGCGUUUCUAACUAAUAAAGUUAAUAAUAAUAUUAAUAGUAAUAACAUAAAUAAUGAUAAUUUAAAUAAUAUUAAUAGUAAUAGCAUACAUAAUAGUAGUAUAAAUAACAAUAAUAUAAAUAAAAAUGUAAAUGGCAAAUUAAAUUACAAUACAAAUAAUAACAUAAAUCAUAAUAAUACUAUGUUUGCAUCUAGAAAUUCUUCAAGAAAUAUAUACAAUAUUAAAAAUAGGAAUUCACAUAGAAAUGGUUCAAAUUUAUCUAACUUUUUAAAUUCUUUUAAUAAAGACAUGAUGAAUAAUUUUUCAUUUAAGAAACAGACGCAUUAUGCAUCAUUUUCAAAUAAUUCUAAUAAUAAUAUGAAUUCAUUAAAUCAACAUAUUUUUACAUUGAAUAAUAACUCAAAUAAAGGAGCACAAAAUGGUAUAUCUAAUUCAAAUCAAUUCAGUAAUCAUGCAGAUUCAAAUAAUAAAAAAGAAAAAAGUGUAUUAAGAAAUUUUAAAAAUUGUUAUAUGAAUAAUUAUUCGGAAAAUAAGAACAAUACACACAUAAAUUAUAAUCAAAGAAAUAGUAGCAUAAAACAAAACAAUUAUAAUCACAAUUUUAAUGGAGAAAUAAUCAAUGAUAAAUAUAUUCAGAAUGAAGAAAUGAAAGAAGAUUUAAAAAAUUUAAUUAAUAUUGAUUUUAUUAAUGAUAUAGAUAUGGAUUAUGAAGAAAAAAGCCAAAUUAAUGAAUCCACUGCAAGAAAUGUAAGUCGUCUACAACCGCAAUCAUCUUCAAAAGGUUUUAAUACUAUGAAUAAUUGUAUAAAUGAAAAUAUAUUAAAUAAUAAAACGAAGGAAUAUGAAAAGUAUGACAAAUUAUCUUUUAAUAAUAUGAAUGGAGAGAAUUAUAUAAUGAAUCAAGAGCAUUCUAAUGAUGAAAUUCAUUUUAAUGAAAAUGAUUUUACAUAUUCCAAUACUAAUGUAAAUAAUGAUAAGGAUAUUAAUGAAAACUUUAAUUAUUUUUCUGAAGAUAAAUCAAAUUUAUAUGAUAAAAAAAAUAUGUUUAAUUAUUAUAACAAUACAAUACCACAAGUAAAUAAUAAUAUUCAUAUGAAUAUAAACCAAAACAAUACAUUAAAUUUAAAAUCAUUAAAUAACACUUCAUUAAACAUUGAUUCUACUAUUAAUGAUAAUUUUAAUUCAAUUGAGCAUAAUGAUAAUAAUUCUUCUUUAUAUAGAAAUACAUUAAGUACAAAAAUGUAUAUGGAUGAAUUAUCAUUAAAUAAUCCUUUUGAUAAAUAUGAAGAUGAAUAUUGUGAAAUUAAAAAAAAAGAAGAAAAAAUAAGAAAUUUUGAGAUAAAAAUAAAUGAAGAAGAAAAUAAAAGUUUUUUAAAUUAUUCUUUUCAUUCAUCACACGUUGAAAAUGAUCAGAAUUAUUCUGACAAUUACGUGAAUUUUUUUUAA